Danio rerio (zebrafish) is the source of this 1944-nucleotide messenger RNA. RefSeq names its product peptidylprolyl isomerase domain and WD repeat containing 1 (gene ppwd1). Gene Ontology annotation, cellular component: nucleus. Gene Ontology annotation, molecular function: peptidyl-prolyl cis-trans isomerase activity; isomerase activity. Lineage: Eukaryota; Metazoa; Chordata; Actinopteri; Cypriniformes; Danionidae. The record is from RefSeq and is marked provisional.
AAACUUUUAUUUGAAAAUGGCGACCGACGUGAGCAGUGAUGGUUCUGAGAAUAAACGAAAACUGGAAGAAGAUGAAGACGAAGACAAUUGGGUUGGUCCUAUGCCGAGUGAGGCCACACAAACCAAAAAGAAAAAAGUUCUUGAGUUUGAGAGAUUGUACCUGGAUAAUUUACCAUCUGCCUCCAUGUAUGAAAGAAGUUACAUGCACAGAGAUGUUAUAACACACAUUGUUUGCUCCAAAACUGAUUUUAUCCUCACAGCAAGUCAAGAUGGACAUGUCAAAUUCUGGAAGAAGAAAGAGGAUGAAGGAGUGGAGUUUGUCAAGCACUUCCGCAGCCACUUGGGAGUGAUUGAGUGCAUUUCCGUGAGUGCGGAGGGAGCACUUUUAUGCUCUGUUGGUGAUGAUCAAGCGAUGAAAGUUUUUGAUGUAGUCAACUUUGACAUGAUCAACAUGCUCAAACUUGGCUUCCAUCCAGGCCAGUGUGAGUGGAUUUAUAAUCCAGGAGACGCCAUUUCAACAAUCGCCUGCUCUGAGAAAUCCACUGGAAAGAUUUUUGUGUAUGAUGGACGUGGCAGUAAUCAGCCCCUGCACGUAUUCGAAAAGAUGCACACCACACCACUCUCUCAGAUCCGCCUCAAUCCCAAAUAUCGUGUCAUCGUAUCUGCCGAUAAAGCGGGAAUGCUAGAAUACUGGACGGGGCUCCCGAGCGAAUUCAAAUUUCCGCGGCAGGUGGACUGGGAGUUUAAGACCGACACAGACUUGUAUGAGUUUGCCAAAUGUGGAACGUAUCCCACCAGCCUGGCUUUCUCUCAAGAUGGCAAGAAAAUGGCCACCAUUGCCGUUGACCGCAAAGUGAGGAUUUUCCGCUUUCUCACUGGGAAGUUGAUGCGGGUGUUUGACGAAUCACUAACAAUGUUUACAGAGCUCCAGCAGAUGAGACAGCAGUUGCCUGAUAUGGAGUUUGGUCGCAGAAUGGCAGUGGAGAGAGAGCUGGAGAAGGUGGACGGCAUACGAUUGACCAACAUCAUCUUUGAUGAGACUGGACACUUUGUGCUUUACGGCACCAUGCUAGGCAUUAAAGUCAUCAACGUAGAGACUAACAGGUGUGUGCGCAUACUGGGCAAGCAGGAGAACAUCCGUGUGGUGCAGUUGAGUCUGUUUCAGGGAGUCGCAAAGGCCAUGCAAGCGGCACCAACAAUUGAGAUGAAAGCCUCUGAAAACCCAGCACUCCAGAGCUCUGACCCAGACCCCACCAUCUUCUGCACUGCCUUUAAGAAGAACCGCUUUUACAUGUUUACAAAAAGAGAGCCCGAGGACACAAAGAGUGCUGAUUCUGACCGUGAUAUUUUCAACGAGAAGCCGUCUAAAGAGGAAGUGAUGGCAGCCACACAGGCGGAAGGACCAAAAAGAGUGUCAGACAGUGCCAUCAUUCACACCACUAUGGGUGACAUUCACAUCAAACUCUUUCCUGUCGAAUGCCCCAAAACUGUGGAGAACUUCUGUGUUCACAGCAGGAACGGUUAUUACAACGGCCACAUUUUUCACCGAGUCAUCAAGGGUUUCAUGAUCCAGACUGGAGACCCCACAGGGACUGGCAUGGGUGGGGAAAGCAUCUGGGGUGGAGAGUUUGAGGAUGAGUUUCAUUCCACUCUGAGACAUGACAGACCCUACACCCUCAGCAUGGCCAAUGCAGGACCAGGAACCAACGGCUCACAGUUCUUCAUCACUGUCGUCCCAACCCCCUGGCUGGACAAUAAGCACACAGUGUUUGGAAGGACCUCUAAAGGGAUGGAGGUGGUCCAGAGGAUCUCCAACAUAAAAGUCAACCCCAAAACCGACAAACCAUAUGAAGACAUCAGCAUCAUUAAUAUCACUGUCAAAUAGACGUGCAGCCCGAUUUUUGUAAAAAUAAAGCACCUUUUAUAAAAAAAAAACAAAAAAAA